AUGUCAACUGGAUAUUUUAGAUCUAACAUUAAUUCUUUACAAUUUAAAAAUUUUGCAAAUUCUGCAGUAUAUUUGCUUAAUUCACUUAAUUUGCAAAAUUUGCAGAAUAGUAAUUUGGUAAUCCAUGAAGUGAAAUUAGAUAAGAAGUAUGUUGAACAUUUAACUUAA
Molecule: messenger RNA, 168 nt
Organism: Cetraspora pellucida
Lineage: Eukaryota; Fungi; Glomeromycota; Glomeromycetes; Diversisporales; Gigasporaceae
Source: the annotation of a GenBank genome assembly